Messenger RNA from Megalobrama amblycephala (Wuchang bream), 3711 nucleotides. RefSeq names its product ectodermal-neural cortex 3 (gene enc3). The transcript is spliced from 3 exons. Lineage: Eukaryota; Metazoa; Chordata; Actinopteri; Cypriniformes; Xenocyprididae. Gene Ontology annotation, molecular function: protein binding. Bases 199 to 1968 code for a protein of 589 amino acids. The record is from RefSeq and is a predicted model, not a curated record.
UGAAAUCCACACUACUCGACACUCACUCACAGUAGUAAUGCUCCCCAGUGUGUAACAGGCAGAUCUCACAGACUGAUCAUUCUCAUCACGAGAAAUGUUACUACUGAAAUCUUUCAAGACGUCUUAGAGUAACGCCCGUCUUUAAAAGUCUAAUGCAUACUGUGCAAGUCCGCGCGACGAAAGGAAAUAAGUUCAAAGAUGUCUGUCAGUAAUCACGAGAACCGAAAGUCGAGGUCAAGCUCUGGAUCCAUGAACAUCCAGCUGUUCCACAAGACGUCACAUGCAGACAGCCUACUUACCCACCUCAACCUCCUCCGCAAGCGACGUAUUUUCACGGAUGUAGUCCUGCGUGCUGGACAUCGAGCAUUCCCAUGCCACCGGGCGGUUCUGGCAUCGUGUAGCCGCUAUUUUGAGGCCAUGUUCAGCGGUGGCCUGAAGGAGAGCCGAGACGCCGAGGUCAACUUCCAUGACUCAUUGCACCCGGAGGUUCUGGAGCUCCUGCUAGACUACGCCUACUCCGCCCGGGUGAUCAUCAACGAGGAAAAUGCGGAGUCUUUGCUGGAGGCUAGCGACAUGCUCCAGUUCCACGACAUCCGUGACGCCGCCGCAGAAUUCCUGGAGAAGAACCUGCAUCCGUCCAACUGUCUUGGGAUGAUGCUUCUGUCCGAUGCUCAUCAGUGCCAGAAGUUGUAUGAACUUUCUUGGCGGAUGUGCCUGGCAAAUUUCGCUAAUCUCUACCACACUGAGGACUUCCUGAGCCUGCCCAAAGAUAAAGUUCAGGAGCUCGUUUUUAGCGAGGAGUUGGAGGUUGAGGAUGAAAGCAUUGUGUACGAGGCUGUUAUUGACUGGGUUAGAGCAGACAUUGGGAGAAGACAUCUGGAUCUUCCCGACCUUCUGCGCUGCGUUCGCCUCGCCCUGCUCCCUGAGAGCUACCUGCUAAAGAAUGUUGCAUCCGAGGAGCUCGUCAUGGGACACAAGGUGGGCCGUGAGAUUGUGGAAGACGCUGUCCGUUGCAAAAUGAAGAUCCUGCAGAAUGACGGAGUUGUCACGGGCUUCUGCGCCCGACCCCGGAAGGUCAGCCAAGCCCUCCUGCUUCUAGGAGGCCAAACGUUCAUGUGCGACAAAGUAUACAUGAUUGAUCACAAGGCGAAAGAGAUCACUCCCAAAACAGACCUUCCUAGCCCUCGCAAAGAGUGUAGUGCUUGCGCUAUUGGCUGUAAGGUAUAUGUCACAGGUGGACGAGGGUCUGAAAACGGGUCUUCAAAAGACGUUUGGGUCUAUGACACCUUGCAUGACGAAUGGUCCAAAGCUGCACCGAUGCUCGUCGCUAGAUUUGGACAUGGUUCAGCAGAACUUGACCACAUUCUCUAUGUAGUAGGUGGACACACAUCCCUUGCGGGGUCGUUCCCUGCAUCCCCAUCUGUGUCUCUCAAACAAGUGGAGCAGUACAACCCCCAAUCCAACAAGUGGACACUGGUAGCUCCUCUUCGAGAGGGUGUGAGCAAUGCUGCUGUCGUAGGGGCCAAAAACAAACUCUUUGCUUUCGGAGGGACUAGUGUAAACAGGGACAAAUAUCCUAAGGUUCAGUGCUUCGACCCCUGUGAGAACAGGUGGACUGUCCCGGCCACUUGUCCUCAGCUUUGGCGUUACACAGCGGCAGCAGUCGUUGGGAACCAUGUUGUUGUCAUUGGCGGAGAUACUGAGUUCUCGGCGAGCUCCGCGUACCGCUUCAAUAGCGAGACGUUCCAGUGGACCAAGUUUGGUGACGUGACUUCCAGGAGAAUCAGCUGUCAUGCGGUGGCGUCGGGGAAUCGCCUGUACGUGGUCGGGGGAUACUUUGGGGCGCAGAGGUGUAAAACCUUGGACUGCUAUGACCCCUCAACGGACUCAUGGGAUAGCAUAACAAGCGUACCAUAUUCGCUUAUCCCGACAGCAUUUGUCAGCACCUGGAAGUACCUCCCAUCUUGAAGAAAAUACACCUGUUAUUUGAUCUUUCAGCGUUCUCUGGAAUGCAGCCGAGUUUCCCCCCCACGGGGCUUGGGAAUGCCGGGGGGAGGGGGAGGCGCUUUUCCUCCUUCACAUUCACAUGGAUCUUUCACUGGAAGCCAAGCCUUAGGUCAGUCGGGAUGGUAAUCAUGGCAACCGGAGCCCAUCCCAGGUCGCUGCAGUUCUGAUGGCGACUCGACCCAAAAGAGGGAUGCAGCAUUAUGAACACAUGUGUACAUAAACUUACUAGACUUAUCUCUUUAAACCAGGCUGUUUUUAGCCUGAGGUUCCAUACUUCGAAGUCUUGCUCACUCACACGGAUCCUGUGCGUUCAUUAAUUAAAUAAUUAUUAACUCUUGCCUCUGGUCACUCACCUUAGUGCAUGAAACAGGGCUCACUGUGUUCUUAGUAAACUUGGGUGACCUUUGAAAGAGGAAAUGAACCCAAAACUUUAAUAAAGUUAGGCUGUGCUGCCUUUUUUUAUAUCAGAUGUUUUCGAAUAUGGAAUAUAUUAUACAUAUUCUAAACACUUUUCUGAUCAGCACUGUAUUCUUGUUAUAAUAGUACUAGACGAAUAGCCAGGCUGGGCUAAUAGACAAGUUUGGGUCAUUUUUCACACCUAAAUAAUAGUAUAUUUUGCAUAAAGAAAAUAAAGCCUAAUUUUAGGUUGUUUGCAUUGCAGUAUUAUAUGCAAGGCAAAUAAAACGCAUGUUCCCUCUAAAUUCUCAUUACCGUAAUGCAAAAAAAGUCAUUACCAUAAUGGAACAGAACAAGAAUGUAUUCUUUAAAUUGAAUAUAUUCUAAAAAUAAUACUUAGAAUUCCAGAACAAAUUGUAAAUAUGAUCUUAAUUGUGAUGAAAAGAAUGUUACAAUGCAAAAUAAGAGCCACCAAAUAAGAAGUUAUAUUUUGCUUGUAGACAAUGAAGCCUGUUUUUAAUGAUAUUUUCAAGGCAAUUAAAGCAGAUUUUCCCUCCAAAUUCUCAUUACCGUAAUGCAAAGAAUUGGUUACCAUAAAUGAAAAGAACAAGAAUACAUUAUUUAAAUGAUUAAAGUUAUAAUAUUUGUAUGUUGACUUAAAAAAUAAAUACUUAAAAAGACUGGACAAAUUGCGGUAAUGACGAAAAAUGUUCUUAACUGUCAUGGAAAUAACGUCACUAUGCUAAAUCACUCUUACUGGUCCUAAAAUAGGCUUUCUUUUCUUUAUUCAGAAUAUUAGUUUCACGCAACUGUAGAAUGUGUAGUUUACAAUGUGAAUAACAGGUGGUUAAACUACUAAAGCGGUGGAUUCCUUCCCUAAUGUUUUUGUGCCAAUGUUUCAAUAAAUUAUUUUCAAAGUGAGCAACAUCCUAGCAAACGUCUUACAUGUUGUUGCUGUACAUGUAGCCUCGAUUAUGUUUUUUAGUAGAUUUUGCACUUGUAUUGAGAUGCUGUCCUUCUCACUGUUGAACGGUCAUCUACACUCAUAAGGGUGUUUUUCUUAAACGUAAGACAUUAGAAUGUGUUGCCUGAGGCCAAAGAAAGCAGCACAGAUAGAGACAUGUUACCAGCUAAAUGUUGCAUUUGCAAACUGUUUUGCAUUGAAAUAUGUUGUCUUAAUUUGUGUACAACUUUUUGAUAUACUGAUUCUUGUUUGUUUUGGACAUUUAAUGCCAAAUAUAGUUUCUAACGUCUGUCAGUGUGUGUGUGUUAAAGACUUUUUUUAAAUAAAAUGUCUGAAAAUGCCAA